This is a messenger RNA of Prorocentrum cordatum, 706 nucleotides long. The record is from the annotation of a GenBank genome assembly. Lineage: Eukaryota; Dinophyceae; Prorocentrales; Prorocentraceae.
AGCCAUUUGGGCUCAAGGCUGACUCGAGCACGAGGCUCAGCGUCACCACCCCCGCCAGCCUUCGGCUGCCCCGCAGCCCCACCCCAAGAUGGCGAGGCUCGUGCGGUCGUGCCUGCUGGCCGCGGCGGCCUACGCGGCCCUCGCCGCCCUCGCGGCACUCCGGGCACCGACCUCGGCUGCCUUCCUCGCGGCCGCCCCGGCCACGGGCCGACGCGAGGCGCUGCAGGUGGCUGCCGCGGCGGCGGCGGCGCUGGGAGGGCAGGCCGCGCUGGCGGACUUCCAGGGCGAGCCCGUCACUUGCAUGAAGCGGUAUGGCCCCGCCAUCAUCAAGCUGCAGAGCGCCGUGGAGUCCGGGGACAUGAAGUCCGUCCUGGCCAAGGAGAACAAGUUCAAGAUGCUCAACACGUACUGGCGCAACCAGCCGAAGGACUUCGCGCAGCAGACCGAGAUCUCCGAGGACCUCCUGGACGCCGCCGCGGACGGCCAAACAGACAAGGUGAAGACGCUUUACGCCAAGUACAUGGAGAAGUCGGAGCUGAAGUCUUUUGCCAACCUGCCUCCGGCCAGGCAGUACCACAUGACGAACCGCGACGCUUCCAUGGGUAAGCGCUGAUGCAGGAAUGCAUGAAGUAUCAUGGCAAGUAUAUUUUGGAGCGUUUUUAGAGAUGAGCGUCUUGAAACGGCCCUCGCUUCGCAACGAGCAUCG